AUGCUUGUACAUGUAGGAUACAGGUACACUGCCAAUAUGCGCAACCCACCAAGCGGGGAUCGACCCCUACAUCAGGCUGUCUACAUACAGGGGGAGGAGCCCCUGACCGCUUCCAUGCUGGCCGCUGCCCCACCUCAAGAACAGAAGCAGAUGCUGGGAGAGCGCCUCUUCCCUCUCAUACAGAACAGCCACCCCGAUCUCGCUGGUAAGAUCACCGGUAUGCUGUUGGAGCUCGAGAACCCCGAGCUGCUGCACAUGCUCGAGUCCCGCGAGGCUCUGAAGGCCAAGGUUGAGGAGGCCGUAGCUGUACUGCAGGCUCACGAGGCAAAAGAGCGGGCGGCCCGCGCAGGCUUGGCGGAGUAACAACACCCUCGAACUCCCACAACAAGUUUGGCGAGGAACCUAGCUAACGUUUAGGAUAGAAAGUAAGCCAUCCCUUCCCGUCAAAACUGUACACCGGACCGGAUAAAAUAAUGUCUGGAAAGUUGACGCAUGGCCAUGGUCAAAACUAAAACUUUAAUCUGCAAAAAUAGCGACA
Molecule: messenger RNA, 538 nt
Organism: Branchiostoma floridae (Florida lancelet)
Lineage: Eukaryota; Metazoa; Chordata; Leptocardii; Amphioxiformes; Branchiostomatidae
Product: polyadenylate-binding protein 1A-like
Exons: 2
Coding region: 1-363 (120 amino acids)
Biological process (GO): DNA damage response; protein polyubiquitination; regulation of double-strand break repair
Cellular component (GO): nucleus
Molecular function (GO): RNA binding
Source: RefSeq, a predicted model, not a curated record